GGCCCUAUGAAUCGAGGGGACACGUUCACAGCCCGCUUAAACAGCUGCAAUACCAGGCUUGGCCGCUGAGCACUGUUGGAUUGCGGAAGUAUGCACUGUACCCGGGGGCUUGGGCAGCACUCUAGCCAGCACGCUAGUCUAGCCUCAUCUCUCCAUAGGACGAGACUAGCAAGGAAGUGUUCUAGCAAGGUUGCAGCCUUCACUUUGGGAAACAGCCGUUUCUCUACCUCUGAACUACUCCUGCAUGCUCAAAAGAGGGUACUGGUGACAGGCGGUUCUGGCUUGGUGGGAAGAGCCAUACAACAUGUGAUCAACGAAGAGGGGGGAGGAAAGGAUGGGGAAGAGUGGAUUUUUCUCUCCUCCAAAGAUGCCGACCUAAUGAACAAGGAGGAAACGCAAGCCGUAUUCCAAAAGCAUAAGCCCACACAUGUCAUUCAUUUGGCCGCAAUGGUGGGCGGUCUCUUUAAGAACAUGAGGGUGAAUUUGGACUUCUGGAGGAACAACAUCUACAUCAAUGACAAUGUGCUGCAGGCAGCACACGAAGUGGAUGCAGUAAAAGUGGUUUCCUGCCUUUCUACAUGCAUAUUUCCAGACAAGACCACCUAUCCUAUCGACGAAACAAUGAUUCAUAAUGGUCCACCACACGCAUCUAACUUUGGCUACUCCUAUGCAAAAAGAAUGAUAGAUGUGCAUAAUAGGGCUUAUUUUGAGCAGUAUGGGCGUAGCUACACAUCUGUGAUUCCUACCAAUGUGUUUGGUCCUCAUGACAACUUUAACAUUGAGGAUGGACACGUGCUUCCUGGCUUAAUACACAAAGCCUACAGGGCUCAAAAGGAGGGGAAGCCCUUGGUAGUAUGGGGUUCUGGCACGCCUAGAAGGCAAUUCAUCUACUCUUUGGACCUGGCCCGUCUGGUCCUGUGGGUGGUGAGGGACUAUAAUGAGGUUGAGCCCAUCAUACUCUCUGUUGGAGAGGAAGAAGAGGUGUCCAUCAAAGAAGCAGCCGAGGCAGUGGUGCGAGCACUAGACUUCAAAGAAGAAGUGGUUUAUGACACAGAUAAAUCAGAUGGUCAGUUCAAAAAGACCGCCAGUAAUGCAAAGUUGAUGCGUUACCUCCCAAACUUUGCCUUUACGCCGUUUGAAAAAGCUUUGAAGGAAACCUGUGAUUGGUUUGUGGCCAACUACGACAACGCACGCAAGUGAAACGCUGAGAUGGAAGGGUUUCAGUUGAUAAGGACAUUAAAAGACAUGUGGUGGGCUAUAGGUUAAGUUUUGCUAUGGGAACUUUUAUAAUCUUUUUAUAAUGGGUGUAAACAAUUCAAACUUGGCAUUUGUCUUCCUCCUAACAUUGAUGCAACAAAAUAAACUAGACUGCUUCUUUAAAUGGUCCAGCUCAUUGCAUAAAGAUGUAAAAUAUUCUGGCAAUCAAAGCACAUACAUACAUCAAAAGAUCUUAAAUGAGUUUGAAACAGUGUUCAUCGUUAUGUGCUUUUACGUUUAGAGGAAUGAGUGACAAAGAAUUACCGGAAGACUAAUACAAAAGUAAAAAUAAUUUAUUCAAAUAAACUUGUGAAAUAUAAAAAGACAAUGCUUUAAAGAUGCCUCUCUCCAGUUAACAACAAAAACAAACAUUUAAAAAAAUAAGUCCAAGGAAGGCUUUUCAGGGGUUGACAUAAGUGUAGCCUCCUUCAUGUACGUUGCAGUAUUCAUGUCCCCGGGUGGCGCUCCUCUUACAAGCCUUGCCCGUCUUAGUGAUGCCAUUGCACAACUGGCGCCGUGAUAAAGUGCUACCAUUGGACAUAACAAAGGGAAGUGGAAGGCAGAAAAAAGGACCGAAUGAAAGUGUGAUCAUUGCCAUUACAUUUCGAACAAAUGUAGGUCCAAAUGUUUGAAGAAAAUAACACAUACCUGUUGCCUGCUAGUGAGGUGUUGGAACUAGAAUUACGUGUAUCACUCACACUAUCAAAAACAUGGCCUAGGUUUCUUAGAGGAACGACCUUGUUUACAUCCUGUGAAAUAAAACCAAAGUUGAUUAAUAAA
Molecule: messenger RNA, 2037 nt
Organism: Gadus morhua (Atlantic cod)
Lineage: Eukaryota; Metazoa; Chordata; Actinopteri; Gadiformes; Gadidae
Product: GDP-L-fucose synthase
Exons: 10
Coding region: 91-1200 (369 amino acids)
Biological process (GO): nucleotide-sugar biosynthetic process
Molecular function (GO): GDP-L-fucose synthase activity
Source: RefSeq, a predicted model, not a curated record